Messenger RNA from Antechinus flavipes (yellow-footed antechinus), 6980 nucleotides. RefSeq names its product zinc finger and BTB domain containing 21 (gene ZBTB21). Gene Ontology annotation, biological process: negative regulation of DNA-templated transcription; regulation of transcription by RNA polymerase II. The record is from RefSeq and is a predicted model, not a curated record. Bases 1523 to 4675 code for a protein of 1050 amino acids. Gene Ontology annotation, molecular function: RNA polymerase II cis-regulatory region sequence-specific DNA binding; DNA-binding transcription factor activity, RNA polymerase II-specific; protein binding. The transcript is spliced from 3 exons. NCBI's taxonomy places the organism in Eukaryota, Metazoa, Chordata, Mammalia, Dasyuromorphia, Dasyuridae. Gene Ontology annotation, cellular component: nucleus.
AACCGCCAAAUCUCUCGCUCUUUGAAAACUUCUGGGGUCUGUAGUCGGCAUUAGCCUCCCAGUAAAACACGGCCUUUCCUGACGUAACUCUGAGGUGAUCUCUCUCCUCUUUCCCCCCCACCCCUCCACCAGAGGCUUGCGGUCCCUCAGUGCGCGUGCGUCUUGUUCUGGGUAGCGCUGCGCAUGCCCGUUGUCCUUCGGCAGGCGCUUGUGUCUCUGUGCUGCGCACGCUCUUUACUAUUAACCUCAGUGUCCUUAUUGCGCAUGCUCUGUUCCCUAAGUUUAUACAUUUUUUUUUUAAAUGAAGGCCCUUAACUAACAUUCCCUCAUCUCCUCCACCUUGUUUAAAUGAAUGCGACAGCAUUCAGAUGUCAGCGCACGUUCUUUGCGUAGAGCAGUUGAAACGCCGUCAUGUAAAGAGCGCGUGUUCGCGUUCUAAGCUAGAGUUAAUGGGUAAUUGUGUCACCGCCUCUCACCUAUAACGCAGUCCUCUGCGGGGUCAGGCUAUGGGGGCGUGGGAGAGAACCUCGGAAAUAACCAGCAUGCGGCCAAUCCCUAAGGUGAUUACGGAGGUUGCUAACCAGUUACCUUCUCCCUCCCCAAGCCCCAGCUCUCCAUUUCACCUUUCUAUUCUGCUGUUGCUGCUUAGCCCGCCCUAGUUUUGAGACUGCCUCCUUGCUCCGGGUCAUCUCGAUGUACUCCGGCCCGGAUUACAGAGAACCCUCCUCCGCAUAUGUAGACCUCUAACCACAAAAAUCCCAUUGUAUCCCCUUAAAGCCCAAGCUGUGGUCAACUAGAGUAAAACUCCUCUCUCAGUCUAAGUAGUCCAAAAUACCGGAAAAAGCAGUUUUUCCCCAGCUAAGGAAGAUUCAUAUCUUUUGUUUAAAUUCCUAGAGUUUAUAAUUUUAUUUGCUAGAGAAUCAAAUGAGAAUUUUCGUAAAACGUUUAACACAGUGCCACACAGCAGGCUCUUAAUUAGUGCUUCCCCUGCUCCCUCUGGAAAUAUGUAUAUAUGCUUUGAGGUAUCUGAGUCAAAGACUAUUGAUGAUUUCAUUCUGAGCUUGAUAUGGGCCUAAGUAAAAGUUUAAACCACAGAUUCAGGAUGUAUCAAAAGUACUUAUGCCUAAAGAUAGGGGCAUGUUUUUUUGAGUUCAUAAAAACAUUAUCCUAAGGUCUUAUUCUAUAGUUUCAGCAGAAAGUGGUCUGUCCUUGCAUUCUUAAAGGAGCUAUAGCUCAAAUAACUCCCCAAGUUCACCUAGGUGAACUAUAUUCUAUAUUCCACUACAAUUAUUGGUAGAUUAUAUAAUUGGGGUAUGAAGGUCAGCCUGGCAAAGUUUAGAGAGGCUCUUGAAGAAGUUGGUCACGGGGCAGUGAAAUUUUUACCUCCUGUAACUAUUGAUGGGUUAUGGUCUCUGUCAGUGUGGUGAAAUCACAAGAAAUCAAAGAUCCUUGAAACAAGGAUAUGAUUUUUCCCCUGAGGACUUCUUUUGCUGCAUCACAGAAAUUUUGAUAAAUCCAAACAAUGGAGGGACUUCUGCAUUAUAUAAAUCCAGCACAUGCCAUUUCUCUCCUAAGCGCUCUAAAUGAGGAGCGUCUCAAAGGACAGCUCUGUGAUGUUCUUCUAAUAGUGGGAGACCAAAAAUUUCGAGCUCAUAAAAACGUCUUGGCUGCCAGCAGUGAAUAUUUUCAGACUUUAUUCACAAAUAAAGAAAAUGAGUCCCAAACAGUAUUUCAACUUGACUUCUGUGAACCAGAUGCUUUUGAUAAUGUAUUAAAUUAUAUUUACUCUUCAUCUUUAUUUGUAGAGAAAAGCAGCCUUGCUGCUGUGCAAGAACUUGGCUACAGUCUUGGUAUUUCUUUCCUUACUAACAUUGUUUCCAAGACACCACAAAUCUCUUUUCCAGCAUGUCCCAAUAAGAAAAAAAUAUUUCAAGAAGGAGAUGAAAGUAGUUCUCAGAAAAGAAGUGUUAUUGUUUGUCAAAGCAGAAUUGAAGCACAGGGAAAAAAUGCUAGUCAAAUUCAGCAUGACCUAAGCCAUAUUUCAAAGCCUUCACCUAGCAUUGCAGUCAAGAAUAAUACUAACAGACCACAUGUCACAAAACCAAUUGAACCACUUCACAAUUUGUCAUUAAAUGAAGGAAGGUGGCCAAAAGAAAGCUCACUGGGUUAUCCCAAACUUAUUGAACCUUCUGGAUCUUUGGAUGAUCAGGGUAGAAGUGGUUUGGUAAAAAGAAAUACACUGAUUCCUUCAAAACCUCUCCAAGACAGAGAAACUUCAGAUGAUAAACAAGGAAUAUCUAGUCAGCCUUUAAGAGAGAAAACUAUAGAAAUGUCUUUGAAAAAGCCACAGCCACCUGUUUUGUCUCUUUGUAGCUCAUCAGAGGCUCCAUAUCUUUUACAAGAAACUGGUAAAGGAAGCAGUCAAGGAGAAGAUAGAAAUUUGCUGUAUUAUUCAAAACUAGGAUUAGUGAUCCCAUCUAGUGGACCAGGUCCAAGAAACCAAAGUAUUGAUGGAAGUGGCCCACUUGUUAAAAGUCUUCUCCGGCGAUCAUUGUCAGUGGAUAGUCAGGUUCCUAUGUAUUCCUCAGUUAGUUUGAAAACUUCACAAGGAUCAUCUUCAAUAACAAAUGAUGCACCAGAGAAUAUGUUUAGUGCUACAUCUCAAAAGUCAUCUUUGAAAGAUUCUACUGAAAAAACAGUUCUAGUUGAUCAGACACAGGUCAUACACCCGCAUCGCCUUAGGUCCUUCAGUGCCUCUCAGUCAUCAGAAAGGGAGAUAGCCUCGCCUGUUACAGAGGUACGAAUAAAAACUGAGCCUAGCAGUCCACUUUCAGAUCCUUCUGAAAUAAUCAGGGUCACUAUUGGAGAUGCAGCAGCAUCAGUCAAUAAAAACUUUUCUUUUAAGGUAGAAGAUGAUCAAAGUAGACUUCUAACAAAAAGAAGAUUUCAAGCUGACCGAAGGUUACCAUUUAAAAAACUGAAGGUAAACGAACAUAGUUCUCUUGGAUCAGAGGAUAAUUUUGAAGAAAACUCAAGCCCUACUCACCUAGAUGCUGAGUUCCCAGAUUCAGAUUUUAGUAAAGAUGAAUAUAGUGAGUUGGAAGAAACUAGACCAAAUAGAAAAUUUAAAUGCAAGCAUUGCCUUAAAAUUUUUAGAUCCACUGCAGGUCUUCAUCGCCAUGUUAAUAUGUACCAUAAUCCAGAAAAACCUUAUGCUUGUGAUAUUUGUCACAAACGAUUUCAUACAAAUUUCAAAGUCUGGACACAUUGUCAGACACAACAUGGAAUUGUGAAGAAUCCAUCACCAGCUUCUAGUUCACAUGCUAUCUUGGAUGAGAAAUUCCAAAGAAAACUGAUUGAUAUAGUGAGAGAGAGAGAAAUUAAAAAAGCCCUGAUUAUUAAACUAAGGCGAGGAAAAUCAGGUUUUCAGGGACAAACCAGUUCACAAGCACAGCAAGUUAUCAAAAGGAACUUAAGAUCCAGAGCCAAAGGAGCAUACAUUUGUACUUAUUGUGGAAAAGCAUACCGUUUUCUUUCUCAAUUUAAACAACACAUAAAAAUGCACCCAGGAGAAAAACCACUAGGAGUAAAUAAAAUUACCAAACAAAAAGAACAUGUUCCUCAUGAAAGUUCAUUAGAAAAGGAGGUUUACCAGUGCCAUCUCUGCAACGCUAAGCUCUCCUCUGUUUUAGAACAAGGAAACCAUGAACGAUUAUGCAGAAAUGCUACAGUUUGCCCUUAUUGCAGCCUUAGAUUCUUUUCCCCAGAUCUGAAGCAUGAACAUGAAAGCAAAUGUGAGUAUAAAAAACUGACUUGUCUUGAAUGUAUGCGUACUUUUAAAUCUUCUUUUAGUAUUUGGCGCCAUCAAGUUGAAGUGCAUAAUCAGAAUACCAUGGCUCCAACAGAAAACUUUUCUCUUCCUGUUCUUGACCACAAUGGUGAUGUAACUAGUACUUCAAAAUUGCAGCCCCAGUCAGAGCUUAAUAAAGUAAACCAUUUUAUUACCACAAAAGAAGAUGGAGUAUUUAGUGAUUCUUCAGAACAAAUUAAUUUUGAUUCAGAAGAUUCUUCAUGUCUCCCUGAAGACCUAAGUGUUUCUAAACAACUUAAAAUUCAGGUCAAGGAAGAGCCCAUAGAAGAUACUCAAGAUGAUACAUCUGGAACUAAUUUAGCUUCAAAAGAAGUGGUGUGUAAUAAAGACACUGGUGUAUGGCCCUGUGAAAAGUGUGGGAAAAUGUUUACUGUGCAUAAACAGCUAGAGCGUCACCAGGAGCUUUUGUGCUCUGUGAAACCAUUUAUUUGUCAUGUGUGCAACAAAGCUUUUCGUACUAACUUUCGUCUGUGGAGCCAUUUCCAGUCCCAUAUGUCCCAGACUACAGAAGAAUCUGUACGUAAAGAGCCUGAGUCAUGCCCACCAGCUCACUCUCCAUCACCACCACCUCUGCCUCCACCAUUGCCCAAAAUCCAACCUUUAGAGCCUGAUAGUCCUACUGGUUUGUCUGAGAGUCCAUCUACUACUGAGAAACUAUUUGUUCCCCAGGAAUCAGACACACUAUUUUAUCAUGCCCCACCCCUUUCAGCAAUCACAUUUAAAAGGCAAUAUAUGUGUAAGCUUUGUCAUAGGACAUUUAAGACUGCAUUUAGUCUUUGGAGUCAUGAACAAACACACAAUUAACAAUUAAGAGACUCAUCUGUUUAAGAAACUGAAAAUUAUUUCCAGAAUAUUUAAGAAGUUCAACCUAAAGAAUCAAACAAGUGGUAAGAGACAAAAAUAGCAGAAAAAGACAGGUUGGAACUUCUUGAAUUUUAUGGUGAAUUAAACUAAUUGAUAGUAGAAGAUAGAAUUCUAAAUAGACUUGAGAAAAGCAAAGUAUUGUGGUCCUGGGAUCUUAUAGCAGAAUAAUUUAAAUUUAUUAGCUUUGGAAUUUUAUCUUUAUUUUAUGUAUAGUUCUUCAUUCCAUGAUGUCACUAUAAUUUUCAAAUCUUGGCUGCUAGCAGUGAGUUGAAAUUAGCAGAAUACUAUAACCGACUUCUUGUUUUGAUUAUAUUGAACAUUCAUAUACUCUGUUGAAACUCCAUUAAAUACUUGUCACAUUCUUAAAUAUUUGUCAUGUUCUUGAAGUUAAGUUUAUAGGGAAGAAGUGGAUUUAGUAUUUUGUUACAUUGAUUUAGAUUUUAGUAUCCUUUAGCAAUAAUAAAUAUAAACCUCAAUUUUCAUGAGAUAGCCUGACAUUUAAUAGAAAGGUUUUUAUAUCUAAUGGUCAUGUGGAAUUUUUUUUAUUAUUAUAUGAUUCUUGUACAAAAUUUUAAUGAAGCAAAGUUCAACGUACUAAUAGUAAUACUUGAGUUGAUAUGAAGCAGAGAAACUAUCAGUCAUUUGGUACCAUUAUUAGCAAUGGUUAAAUGGUAAAAGACUUGGGAUUAAAAUAGACUGCUUAAUAGAAGAAUUUUACACUUAGUUUACAACAACUUCAGUAAUUGUAAUAAAACAGUAAUUCACUAUGUUGCAAUGUAAACUAUAGCACUCAAAUACAAAUGGACUUUCAAAGUUUUGUGUUUCUCAUAGUUUACGCUAUUUAUGUUUUUUAGAUGGAAUGUAUUAGAAUUUGAAAUACUAAAUCAGAUAGUUAAGAUAAAAAGGAACAUCAUACACAUGGCACUAAUUUUUCAUUAUAAUACUAAUUGUACUUUUGAACAAAAAAGUUGGAAUAUGCACAUAGAUAUCAAAUAUCAAGUAGGUAGGUAACAUUAUAUGUGUUAAAAUUCAAAGUAGAGGAAAAAGCAGCAGAUUCUACAUUUUUCCAGAAUGGCAUAUAAUAUAUAUAUAUAUAUGUAUAUGUAUAUGUAUACACACACACACACCUAUGUAUUUUCUGUCCACUUAUUUUUUGUGAUUUGUGUUAAAAUUCUAUACUUUGUGGGAGUGGGGGUGGGGGAAUUCUUUUUAAAUAUUAGUAAUAAUGGUGGAAAGAUGUCAAAAGACAUUUGUAAAAAAUGAGGGCAAAGGUUCAAAAUUAGUUUUUGUCAGGGUAGAGUGGAAUAAUAUGAAAGUACUGAAUUCUUGUAAAGAUAAUAUGAAUUAAAUUUCAGAGUUUUAAAAAGUUUAUUCUUUUUGGCAGGUAAGGGGAAGAAAUUCCUUAACUAGAAAAGGAUUUGCUGUUGCUCUAGUAGAGCAAGAUUAUACCACACCUUUCUUAAUUAUAUUUACUCAAAUUCCAUACCAAUGGAGAGAAAAUAUUAGUAUUGCAAUUUCUUUUAUUAUACUACAUAGAAACACCUUUUUGUGAAAAGAUGUAAGUGAAUUUGUACACUUCUUAUAUUGAAAUUUUGUCUUUUACUCCCAUGUGAACUUAUUCACAUUUUAAAAGGUAUUUUAAAACUCCAAAAACAAUAUUCAUAAUUGUACCUCUUUUAUCCUUACUGAUUUUUUAAAAUGUAAGAAAACUAUUGCCAUCUUUACUUUUACUUGAGAGAGGAAUUCUAUGCAUCAGAAAGAAAAAAAAUGAAAAAUACAGCAUCCUUUUUAAAAAACUAGACAUUUUGAUGUUUAUUAGUGUUUCUUCUAUAAUGUGGUGUAACUUGAAUCUUGAAUACUUGGGAAAAUUACAUACUUUUGUUGUCAAAAAGAAGAUACUCCAAAAAUUAUUAUUGCUUGAAUAAUUAUUAAUCAGAUAAAUUUCAUCUGGAAUAAUGCAUCAAUGAAGUAUCUUUUUGAAUUGUAGGAUUAUAUAUCACAAGUUUAAGUAUUAUGCUCGGUUUUGAAACAUUUUUAAUUUUAAGUAUUAUUUUAAAAAAUCAGUUACAGUUACAGUUUUUUUUUUUUUACAAAUCUAGAUACAAUCUUGAGUAUAUGUUAAUAUUAAAGUAAAAUUUCUAAUUUUGGGGGUGUUUUUUCUUGUGUUUUAAAAUUAAUGUUCUUAUCCAUUCAAGGAACACAAGAUCUCCAAAUAAAAGUUUGAAACUGAAAUAUUUAUAUGGCA